Molecule: messenger RNA, 894 nt
Organism: Opisthocomus hoazin
Lineage: Eukaryota; Metazoa; Chordata; Aves; Opisthocomiformes; Opisthocomidae
Source: RefSeq, a predicted model, not a curated record
CCAGGUAGUCUGAAGUCAUGGCCAUCCUCUUCGCUGUCGUGGCGAGGGGCACAACCAUCCUUGCCAAACAUGCCUGGUGCGGAGGAAACUUCCUGGAGGUGACGGAGCAGAUCCUGGCGAAAAUACCCUCUGAGAACAACAAACUGACCUAUUCACAUGGGAGCUAUCUGUUUCAUUACAUCUGCCAAGACAGGAUUAUAUACCUCUGCAUCACGGAUGACGACUUCGAACGAUCCAGAGCCUUCGGCUUCCUGAAUGAGAUCAAGAAGAGGUUUCAGACCACGUAUGGCUCGAGAGCGCAGACGGCCCUUCCCUAUGCAAUGAACAGCGAGUUCUCGAGUGUCUUAGCGGCGCAGCUGAAACACCACUCGGAGAGCAGGGGCACGGACCAGGUGGCAGAGACGCAAGCUCAAAUCGAUGAACUUAAAGGAAUCAUGGUUCGAAACAUAGACCUUGUGGCACAAAGAGGAGAGAAGCUGGAGUUGUUGAUCGAUAAAACGGAGAAUCUUGUGGAUUCGUCAGUCACUUUCAAAACUACCAGCAGGAACCUUGCGAGAGCCAUGUGUAUGAAGAAUCUCAAGCUUACCAUCGUCUUCGUCAUCAUGUCAGUUGUUGUCCUCUACAUCAUCGUAUCGGUUGCCUGCGGUGGCCUCGCGUGGCCAAGCUGCGUGCAGAAGUAACUGGAGGCAGCUGGUGCUGGUCGUGUGGAGAUGGAAUCGCGGGAGCGUGAAGAAGCAACCUACGGAUUAACUCUCGGUCUUUCACUACUGACACCUUCUCAUCCUUCCAUCCCUCCAGGGCUGCCGGCUCCUUGCCUUACUACCCCGAGCAGGCCCGGCCGGUCACGCUCCCGGGCAGCUCCGGCCUCAGGAAUGGGCUCGUUUAAAUUACUUG